Daucus carota subsp. sativus is the source of this 588-nucleotide messenger RNA. RefSeq lists its product as uncharacterized. NCBI's taxonomy places the organism in Eukaryota, Viridiplantae, Streptophyta, Magnoliopsida, Apiales, Apiaceae. The record is from RefSeq and is a predicted model, not a curated record. The transcript has a single exon. Bases 1 to 588 code for a protein of 195 amino acids.
AUGGAGGCCGUCAUGUUGCACCACAACAGGAAACUCGAUCGCCACAUGAGCGCACAUCCAUCGGAGUUUUUUCCCUACCCUACUUUUCCUUUCGCAAGCUUCAACGGCGGCGCUGCACCGUACACGCCGCCGUUCUCAUUCCAAGGUCCGCCGCCUCCGAUGGAUCCACGCGCUCAUCACUACCACCAUCAGCAGCCGCCUCUACUCCCACUCCCGAUCCCAAAUCCCUACCAGAACAAUAACAAAAGAGUCAACAACAAACUCACCAGGCACCAAUCUCUCUCCGUUAAAAAGUCAAACUUCUCCGGUGCUGGUCCAAAGAGAGAGAAGACCGGGCCUGUAUUGCCGGCCCGUAGAUUAGGACCCGAGCCCAAGGAUGUUCCCAAGGUUCUGUUCUCAGGUAAGUCUAACACUGUUAAUAUUAAAGAGAUUGAUUUUGUGGCGUCCACUGUUGUGUCUCCUCCUCCCAGUAGCUUGCCCUUGCCGACUUUUUCGAUCCGGCCUAAGCUCGCUGCUAACUCACCUGCUGUUGCGGUGGUUGACGACGGAGCUACCAACGGCCUCCGCCGUAUUUUGCAUCUGCCUUGA